Molecule: messenger RNA, 1038 nt
Organism: Melospiza melodia melodia
Lineage: Eukaryota; Metazoa; Chordata; Aves; Passeriformes; Passerellidae
Product: pulmonary surfactant-associated protein C-like
Exons: 5
Coding region: 21-818 (265 amino acids)
Biological process (GO): respiratory gaseous exchange by respiratory system
Cellular component (GO): extracellular region; alveolar lamellar body
Source: RefSeq, a predicted model, not a curated record
CCCGGUGUCCCAGUAUAAAGAUGCCAGUCCCUGCAGUCAGACCGGGCUGGGAAUGGGAGGAGGAGGAGGAGGAGGAGGCAGCAGCCAUGGAGGGCAGCAUGAAGCAGGUGGUGCUUGAAGAGGAGGACUCGGGGAACGGCUGCUGCUGCCCGGGCUGCUGCGUGCCCUGCGCCACGUGCUGCGCCAAAUGCUGCACCAAAUGCAGCUGGUGCUGCACCAAAUGCUGCGCCAGAUGCGGCUGGUGCUGCGCCAAGUGCUGCUGCGUGCCCAAGUGCUGCCAGUGCCCCAAGUGCCCCAAGUGUCCCGGCUGUGCCAGCUGCUCCGGCUGCCUCAGGAAGGCGCUGUGCUUCGUGCCCCGGCUGCUGUGCUACCUGCCCCGCAAGCUGCUGGGCUGCGGCCGCCUGCGCUGCCUGCUCAUCGCGGCGCUGCUGCUGCUCCUGCUCGUGGUCAUCGUGGCCGCCGCGCUGCUGAUGUGGCUGAGCGUGGAGCAGCGCCGCGGCGACAGCGUGCUGCGGGCCGGUUUGUGGGGAGACGACGACGAGAACGCGGCCACUUUCUACCUGGACAGCGGCGACGGCAACGCGGCCACGGUCAUCUAUGACUACAGGAAUCUGCUGGUGAGCUACAGAGCCCGGCUGCACCGCGCCUGCUACGUGACCCGAGUGGACCAGGACAACAUGCCGGGGCUGGACAGCGUGCUGGAGACCUUCCAGCGCCGGCAGGCUGAGGACAAGAUCCCCAUGCCCUUGGCUGACCGCUCCAUGCUGGGCACCACGGCGGGCAUCCUCUGCAGCCUCCUGCCCGUCUACUGGGCUUAGCAGGGUGGGUGGGGGGCUGCGGGACCCCCGCCCACCCUGCAGCGCCCCCACAGCCCCGCUGGGGCCGCCCCCGCCGUGCCCAGCCCAAUUUUGGGGUCCGGGGGUGUCUGCGCUGUGCCAGGGGACAGCUGGUUUGUCACUUAAGUCUUCUCAGCUUCGCCAAACCCGAGUGCAAAAAUGAGCUUAAAAAAAAACCCGUGACAUUUAAAGGAAAACACAA